Aspergillus saccharolyticus JOP 1030-1 is the source of this 934-nucleotide messenger RNA. RefSeq names its product DCN1 family protein. The coding region runs from base 125 to 934 and encodes 269 amino acids. Gene Ontology annotation, biological process: positive regulation of ubiquitin-protein transferase activity; protein neddylation. The transcript has 6 exons. The record is from RefSeq and is a predicted model, not a curated record. NCBI's taxonomy places the organism in Eukaryota, Fungi, Ascomycota, Eurotiomycetes, Eurotiales, Aspergillaceae. Gene Ontology annotation, molecular function: ubiquitin-like protein binding; cullin family protein binding; ubiquitin conjugating enzyme binding. Gene Ontology annotation, cellular component: ubiquitin ligase complex.
CACGAACAAAUCAAGACUGACUGCAAGAGAAACAAACAAUCGCAGUCACUACCUGAAUAGAUUCCCCUCCAACCGCGUCACCAUCUGAUUCCCGCACGCCGCCGGCUGCUUCCACCCCACCAUCAUGCCGCCUUACUCGACGCUGCAGAAGCAACAAAUAGCGCAGUUUAUCAAUUUCACGCAGGCAAAGGAUACAGCCGCUGCAAAGUUCCUGAAAGCAGCAAGAUGGGAUCUUGAAGAAGCGAUUAAUACAUACUUCCAAAGCCCCUCCGGCGCCGGAGGCAGCACCAAUGCCAUCAACAAAAUCUUCGACAGCUACAGAGACUCCCCCGACGACAACCCCGACGGCAUCGGCAUCGAAGGCGUCAUGCGCUACCUAGGCGACAUCUCCGUCCAACUGGACGAAGUAACCUGCCUCGCGAUUGCCGAGCUCGUCAAGUCCCCCUCAAUGGGCGAAUUUACGCGCGAGGGAUUUCUGACCGGAUGGCGAGCUGUAGGCGCCGAAACCCUCCCUAAAAUGACCACCCACGCGGCCGAACUCCGCGCGCGCCUCCCGAUCCAACCGGACCUCUUCCGGCGGGUAUACCGGUACACCUUCCUGCUGUGCCGGAUGCAAGGGCAACGCAACCUGCAGUUCGAGAUCGCGGCGGAGCAGUGGCGGCUGUUCUUCACACCGGACAACGGCGGGGUGGCGUGGAACACGCCGACGACGCCGUGGCUGGACUGGUGGAUUGAGUUCCUUGAGGGGAAGGGCAAGCGGCCGGUCAACAAGGAUCUGUGGGAGCAGGUGGAGGUGUUUAUGCGGAAGACGGGGGAGGAUGAGGGGAUGGGGUGGUGGAGUGCGGACGGGGCGUGGCCGGGGCUGAUUGAUGAGUUUGUGGAGUUUGUGGGGGGGAAGAGGGGUGGGAAUGGGAAUGAGAUGGAGGUGGAGUAG